This is a messenger RNA of Suillus subaureus, 912 nucleotides long. RefSeq lists its product as uncharacterized. The record is from RefSeq and is a predicted model, not a curated record. Bases 1 to 912 code for a protein of 303 amino acids. NCBI's taxonomy places the organism in Eukaryota, Fungi, Basidiomycota, Agaricomycetes, Boletales, Suillaceae. The transcript has a single exon.
AUGGUGCCAGCAAAGACACUGGAAAAGAAAAGCCCAAUGGGCAAGAAAAGUUUAGCGGCCAACACCACCAUCCCAAGGAACCAUUUGCAUCAGGAUGAUAUUGAAGCCCUUCCAGGUGCAGUAAUGAACUUAGAAUCUGCAGAGAAGUACCUAGCUAGUGUCCUCCUAUGCCAAGCUGACAAACUGCUCACCCUGCUGCACCUGACAGGGAUACUGUUCCAAAUCACCCAAAUGGUCAAGCCAAUCCCACUUGCUGUCACCAACACCAUCUGGGUGAUGGCCUUCAUCCUUAAACACCAGGCUGCAUCUGAAAUUGCGGAUGUUGUCGCCAAAGCUGCAGCCGAACAACUCUCCAACUCCCUUUCAACCAACAUUGUGAAUAAUGUAAUUGCAGCCAUUGCCCUGCAAGUAGCAACCAUCCACACCACUGCAGAGACCAUAAGAGAUGCAUUGGCACACUCAUUGAACCUCAGGAACUCACUUGAAUGGGAGAAGGAGGAAGAAAGGAACGACCUCAAAACAGCAGCAGAACAGAUUGAAGAUGUGGUAGACACUCUCUACGAAUCAAUCAAAGACUGCAACAACUCUUACAAGUUACUCACACCCUCUCUGGAGUUCACCCAGGACCACCUCAACAACCUCACCUCACACCUCACCCAGCACCCUGGCCCCCUGUUGCAAGCAAAACCCACCAUGCCCCCUCCCACCCAUCCCACAUAUAGUUCAGUAGCGGCCACUCACCUCCCUCCUCCAUUUGACAAGGCAGUGGCCAGGGCCUCCCUCUGUGCCAAACAGAUCCUGCUUGAUCCAAUGCUGGGCCUGUUACGAACUAGGAUAGUUGCAACAGUCAGCAGCUUGAUAAGAGCGACGGCUGACGUUGAAUCAAGGCCUUACAAAUGUAAGGCUUCUUAA